AUGAAUCAACAGCAUGUGCAAGAACUGGAGGACAUCAAUCCAUCUCGUAAGGACGCAGAUAUUGAGCUGAACGACAAUGAGUUAGAACCUGGCACAGAACGACUUGAACGGAGAGUUAAGUGGAAACUUGAUCUUUUCAUCUUGCCACUCAUAUCAUUGGGUCGAACAGACUUGGGAAAUGCAAAAAUCUCAGGCAUGGAAGAGGAGCUCAAUUUAUCACCGGCGGCAUACUCUCUCGCAGCCAACUGUUUCGUCAUAGGAUACAUAUUAUUUCAACUCCCAGGUACUCUGCUUCUCAGGAUCAUUGGCCCCCAAUGGCAGUUCGGAGGUGCUAUGAUUAUGUGGGGAAUGUUGACUGCUGUAAGCGUUAAGGUUACAAGCGCCGCGCAAUUACAAGGGAUGCGACUUACCAUUGGAGCUGCAGAGGCAUUUGUUCAGGGCUCUGUAUUCUACCUCUCGUUCUGGUAUACGUAUAGAGAACUCGCAACGCGUGGCUCAAUUGUCCAUGCAUGUAACGCCCUUGCUGGAGCUUUCAACGGUCUCAUUGCCUACGGAAUCUCAAAGAACCUCGAAGGUCAUAAUGAUUGGCACGCGUGGCGAUGGAUUUUCUUAAUUGAGGGACUCAUUCCGAUCGGGGCGAGUGUCUUGGUGAUGGCCUUCCUCCCAGGUACUCCACAAACUGUUCGUUUUGGGUUCAAGAAAGAAGAGAUAGACUUUGCUGUACAGCGAAGCAUAAAUUCGCACAAUGAUCCAGAGGGGAAGCUAGAGAUGAAGAAGAUCUACCUGCCUUUAAUGGAUGUGCAUUUUUGGCUCAUGGCGGUUAUGGCCUCUGCUGGACAAUUCUGCACAUCAUCCCUCUCAAAUUUUCUGCCAUCCAUCAUCAGGGGAUUUGGAUACUCAACCGUCAAUUCACAGCUCAUGACUGUCCUUGUCUAUACAUGCGCUUUUGUGGGCGUCCUAUUGUUUGCCAGAAUCGCAGACAGAACCAAUGCUCGGGGUUUCACUCUCGCAGUAUCGAGUUCAAUUUCUGCAAUCGGUUAUGCUUUGCUGAUUGGUCUGACUAACGACAAGGCUCGUCUGGCUGCUACAUGUCUCGUGGCUUUUGGCGCAUAUCCGCAUAUUGUUUUGGUCUUGUCCUGGAUGGCAAUGAGUAUCACUGGUUACACCAAAAGAGGCGCUGCCAUAGCAAUGAUAAAUAUGAUCUCCACAGCAUUCGCUAUAGCAGGCAACACGAUUUACUCAGACCCACCUUUCUAUAAGAAGGGCAAUGCCGCCGCGCUAGGUUUCGAGGUGCUCUGCGCAGUGUCUGCUAUCACAACUUCCUUGUACUUCAGACGUCAAAAUGUGAUCAAGAGACGCGAGAAAUAUUCAGAGAGAGCGAAUGGGUUGAGGAUGAAGACCAUUUAUGAGAUUGGAGACAAGCACCCGGAUUUCUUCUAUACCUCGUGA
Messenger RNA from Glarea lozoyensis ATCC 20868, 1449 nucleotides. RefSeq names its product MFS general substrate transporter. Gene Ontology annotation, biological process: transmembrane transport. NCBI's taxonomy places the organism in Eukaryota, Fungi, Ascomycota, Leotiomycetes, Helotiales, Helotiaceae. Gene Ontology annotation, molecular function: transmembrane transporter activity. Bases 1 to 1449 code for a protein of 482 amino acids. The transcript is spliced from 8 exons. The record is from RefSeq and is a predicted model, not a curated record. Gene Ontology annotation, cellular component: membrane.